Cynoglossus semilaevis (tongue sole) is the source of this 8094-nucleotide messenger RNA. It is a transcript of the gene asxl2, whose product is annotated as ASXL transcriptional regulator 2. Gene Ontology annotation, cellular component: PR-DUB complex. The transcript is spliced from 8 exons. Lineage: Eukaryota; Metazoa; Chordata; Actinopteri; Pleuronectiformes; Cynoglossidae. Gene Ontology annotation, molecular function: chromatin binding; DNA binding; peroxisome proliferator activated receptor binding. Gene Ontology annotation, biological process: animal organ morphogenesis; positive regulation of transcription by RNA polymerase II. Bases 1082 to 4084 code for a protein of 1000 amino acids. The record is from RefSeq and is a predicted model, not a curated record.
AGUAUGAAGUAUUGUUACCUAUUUUCUAUACAUUUCUAUACAAACAGCCCUCAAUGAGGACACGUACGGUAUCAGAUGUUGAGUUUUUGCCCCACCCUUCUACUUGUGUACAUUUUUUAGGAAGUACCAGCCAAGGGUAUCUGGUUAAAUAAAAUUGUUUUUUUACUCUGUUAUACAUAUUUUGUAAUAAUACCUACAUAAUACUAUAUAAUACUUUUUUUUAUUUAUAAUUUAUUGUAUUUAUAACUUCUCUUACAUGUAUGCUUAAUAUCCAUUUAAAGCCUGUCCAAACUUACUUCUGGGCAACUUUUAGCUGAUAAAAGUUUUUUUAAUGAGGCCCAAAUUUUUAUUGAAUGACCUGCAAGAUAAGCAAUAUUUUUACUAAUUUUACUAAUACAGUUAUUUGUAUUUGUUAUUUGUUAUUGAGAAUCUUUUUCCUUGAUUAAGAUGUAGCUAUUUUCACUAUAUUUUUGCUUCCUUUCAAUUAUUUUUGUGCCAAUGUUGUUGGCUUACUUGCUAACUUGUAAAACGUUUUAUAUAUAUAUUUUUUGUAUUAAUGUUCUAUAUUUUUUUGUUUUAUACCCUCUAGCUGUAACCACUUUUUGUUUUCAAGAUUGUUUCCUAUUUGUUUUUUUUUUUUUGCAGUUUUUUCUUUAAAUCUUUUUCUUGGCUAAUUCAUUUGCCAUUGCACAGGUUUGUUUAUUCCUUGACCUAAAAAGAUCAAAGGCAGUUGUUAAAUACAUAUUAAAUAUAUGCGUUACAUACAUUGAUAUGUCACUUAAAUCUUCAGUCUUCAAAGGAGGAGCAGUGGGCUCUCAAGCAUUUGUUAGGAUCAAAAGUUGUCCUCUAAUCCUGGAUUAUUAUGCUAAGCCUUGCCUUACAUAUUUUACUGAUGGACUCUGCCCUCCAUCACACCUACUCUGUGGUUUUAUUUAAUUGGAUUCCACUUGAUGCCAAACAUUGUAAUGCACACCAUCGUUGCUGCUGUAGAUAUUCAACGGUGUAAAAACAACUCGCAUUCAUUGAAAAUGUGUAGGCCUUGAAGCAGCAGCAGCAGAGAAACCAACGCAGACAGGGAGGGAUGCCAACAACCUCCAGUCCCAGGCUGCUUCUCAAGUCCAUCAAAGACAUGGCAGAAAACAUUACAACAAAGACUGAUUUGUGCCACACAGUCAUACCCAGGAAGGUUUCCCAGAGGACAAGUCGCAUUCGUGCAGGGCAAAUCAAACGCACCAGGUGUAACAUAGAUGUGGAGACUCCAGACUCCAUUUUAGUCAACACUAACCUGCGGGCGAUCAUCAACAAGCACACCUUCUCCGUCCUGCCCUCAGAUUGCCAGCAGAGGCUGUUGAAACUCCUGCCCGAAGUUGACCGGCAGGCCUGCAUGGACGGCCUCCUCAAGGUCACAAGCUCUGCCUUAAAUAAUGAGUUUUUCACGUCAGCAGCACAAGCCUGGAAGGAGAGGCUAGCUGAAGGCGAAUUCACACCAGAGCUGCAGCUACGGAUGCGUCAAGAAGUGGAGAAGGAAAAGAAAGUUGAGCUGUGGAAGGAGGCUUUCUUUGAAAGAUUUUAUGGUGAAAAUUCUGGGCUCAGCUUUGAGGAAUCCAAAAAGUUGACGAAGGUUGAUACGAUUCUGGAGUCUCCAAAACCUCAGUUGCUCCCUCAGAAAACUGGAGCGGUCACUCAAGCACCAGAGGAAAGCAGGAGCAGAAAAGAUAUCAAACAGGCUGACGGGAUUGUUAAAAACACAAAGUUAUCGCAAGCACCAUCUCUAGAGCCUCUGAGGACACGUCCCGCUGCGAGAGAGGCCCUUUUCACCAUACAGCCCAUGAAAACGCGGCGCUCACAGUCGGUGGAGGAUCACAGGUUAAAUGCGAGAGUACAGACGGAAAUAGCUGUAAUAAAGACACCAGAGAAGGAGGAGCAGAGACAGGCUGAAGGACAGGCGGUGGGUAUAGUACUCGAUAAUAAGGAAGGAGCAAAGAAGGAGAAAGAUGAACUCCCCCAAUCGCUCGUGAAGAAAAGCCCUCCAUUGCAGGAUAGCUCAGAGCUUAAGGAGGAUCAGACACAGUCUGUGGUUAAGCCUGCUGAGAGUGAAAAGGUCAUGUCAGAGCCAUGUGGCCCCUCAGAACCUCUCAAGAGAAAAUCCGUGAGUGAGUCAGAGGGUGAAUUGACACCAGAGAAAAGACCUCGUGUUUCCUCAGUUUCCUCCACAUCUUCAGUCUCCUCUUCCAUUUCCCUCUCAGCAUCCUCCAUCUCCAGCCCUGCAACUCCAACCUCUGCAACAAACCAGAGAGUUCCACCACUCAAGAUCCCAGUGUCGAGAAUUCAGCCUGUUCCAUUGUCACCAAGCCAGAUCUCUCCCAGGACACCGCUCCCUGCCCCCCUCAGCAGCCCGAGUCGCCCUGGUGCUCGCACUUUGGCUGACAUCAAGGCAAAAGCACAACUAGCACGAGCACAGCGAGCGGCAGCUGCUGCCAUGUCUAUGGCGUCAAGGGGAGCCGUGCCGGGCCCGGGACCUGGAGGAGGUGGCGGUGAGCAGACACAUCUAUUACCCAACCUCAGCCCGACAUCCCCACAGACGCCAAGCAGAUUACCAACCAGCAGUUAUCUGUGCAUCACGUCACCUUCUCACUCAGUGGAUUCUUCUUCCACAACUGGAUCUGUUGCAUCUCAUUCAACCAGCCUUGGUUACUCUCAGUAUGGUCCACCCGCUGGUAGUGCAAGUGUAGAAUAUAACAAAGACACUGUAAACACUUCAAACACCUCAGUACCGCCUUCACCAGUGGACACUCCAAAGGUACAGGAGAACCUGCCUCCUAUUGUAUCGUCAACCAGGAACAGCUCCUGCAUUCCCGCAAACAACCCACUGGUCACCCAGCUCCUUCAGGGCAAAGAGGUUCCACUGGAACAAAUCCUCCCAAAACCUCUGUCCAAGACGUCAAAACCACCUUCCACGAGCAAAAAGAAAUCCUCACUCUCUGCUGAGCAAAGGAUUGAUAAGAUAUCUCACCUGCCAGGGGCAGCAGGUGGAGCUGGAGUUUCACCAGAAUCCCCAAGAAUAUACAGAGAACUUCCCAAUAAGGAGGCCCAAGAGCAGAUCCUACAGGCGCUGAUGCAGAGGAAAGUCCAGAAAGACUACUCCUUUGGGGAUAUACAUUCUCAGUACAGAGUCCCUCAGCUGGUGCCCACAGGGGAUCAUCAGGACCAGUCGAAGGUUUGUCUUGGCUUUUUGGGUCGCAAGCGGGUUGCUAGACCUGCGAUGACAGGACACUAUCUGCUCAAUGUGUCUACAUACGGUCGAGGACCAGAGAGCAGAAGGAUGGUGCAGUCAAUGAUCCCCAACAGCAGUUUGAAAAGGGACGGUAUAGAAAGACAAAAGACGGAGAAGGAGGAAGAGCCUGUUACCAAGGUCUUUUCUUCUGGUUCUGAGGUUAAAACAGAGCAGCAGAGACAGUCAUUAAUCAAGACUGAGGACGUGGCAGGCUUUCAGCACUGCACCAGUGUAAAAACUGAACCAGAAUCAGAGGACAGUGCAGCUGGUUCAGAUAACAACAGCACUUACACCACAGCCAAAGACACCAGCUCUUUUUCCCAAUCACACCGAAGGCACCUCGAACUCUGCAAUAGUAAUCUGGGGAACUCCGAGCCAUAUCUCACCCAGGAAGAUCCCUGUCACCAGCAGCCGCCCGCCUUUCACGCCCAGAGAACGCCGGAAAAUCAAGAGCCUGUUGGACCUCAGUGCUUCGGUGGUUCUGUCAGCAUGUCCGUACCUCAGACUUUGAGCCGCAUCGCCACCAGCACCAGCUCUUCUACAUCCUCAUCAGAGGCAGAUGGAGGAAGCGUCAUGUCCUUCUCGGUGACCGUCACCACCAUUCCUGCCGGUCACUCGUUAGACCACGGAGACCAGGGCGAGCCUUUGCCCGAGCAGUCGUUCAUUCAAGGUUCCAACAUAGAGGAUGUCCAGUCCAAAUGUUACUGUCGACUGAAGGCCAUGAUCAUGUGCAAAGGGUGCGGAGCCUUCUGCCAUGACGACUGCAUCGGCCCUUCUAAACUGUGCGUCUCAUGUUUGGUGGUACGAUGAUGUCCGAGAGAUGUGAGAGGUUUGGGUUUUGGUAAAUCAAGACACAGUAAAGUAGAAGGAGGUUAUUCUGCAUCAGUGCAGAACAGUGUUGGGUAAAUCUGUUACGCAGUAAUAUGUUAGAGUACUUUUUUGUUGCCAGUAGUAACCUCAGGCCUUAGACUGAGAACGUUCUCAGUCAACCCGUCAUUUUUAUUCCAUUAUUUUGAAGCCCAUGAAACAUCAAUCACAUUGUUGGCCAAUUGGAAGAUACUGUAUGUUGACCAGCAGAUAACAGACAUCAACUACAGAUGACCAACACCCAUUAUUUAUGUUCUGUGUCUGUUAAUGUUGGCCAUCGGUCAAGGAUAAUAACGUACUUUCACUUUUGGUUUGUCCCAUAAUCACGAGUCUCCACAGCGAUAGUCCACAUAGUGAUUAUCCAGGAUACUCUUUCUGUUGAAACCCAAUGUGGGACUAGGAACCGAGUAAAUGGAACCCUAAACCAUCUGGGGAUUCUAGCAGUGCGCCAUCAUAGUCCGAGUCAUCAUCAUCAAUCAACUUUUGACCAUUGAAAUUAGGCGUUUAUUGACCUCAUGUUCAUUAUAUUUAGGUGGUUGCGUUGUGAUUUCGUCUUUGAAUCAUCAGACCUAACUCUGACCAAGAGUUUAUGACAUUCUGUAAAUCCCCCCAGUGUUUAGCAUAUGUGACUUAUGCUGUAGUGGGAGGUCCUGUUCAGACUUCAGAAGUUUGGGACUGGAUUUCUUUUCAACUGUGAAGUGGCAGGACAUGAUUUAUUAUUUGUUCUUGCCAGCUUGCCACAUUUUUCCACGUACACAAAGUCUGUAUCAGCCUUCACUACGUAUGUGUUUCGGAGGAUUUACUACAGUUUUUUUAACUGAAAGUCUAAUUUUGGUAACACAUGAGUACCCUAACAUCUUACUUUACUUUUUUAGUAACUAUAGUGUGUAACAGAACAAGUUCCCUUUUUCUCUUCACUGUGGAUUCUUUAAUCCAACACUGGUACAGAGUAGGUUUAAGCUACGAUCUCAACCUCAUGGAACGCUACUUAGUCACGGAGAGAAAUUGGAGGAUUUACACUGGAUGGUCUUUUGUUCACCAACGUUUAAGAAAAAAAAUUGUUAUAGUGCAAUUAUUUUGGUAGUAAUCUCUAUCAGUUUUCAACCCAAUUAGAGGUUUUAUUAAAUCUGGCAAUUUUUGCACUUGAUUAGAAUAAUUGUUAUAUAUUUUUAAAUAUAUACAGUAUGUAUGUAUAUGUGUGAGUGUAGUUUUUAAAAAAAGGAGGGAAAAUGAAUGUUAUUAUUUUGUAGAACACAGAAAACUGUGGGUUUUUUUAGACCCUUUAUUAUUGGGCCUAAUCUGUCAGCAAAAAAAACCUUGGCGCUAAUGAUAAUCAUCUAUUGUAGAGUACCUCCGAUUUUGGCAUUGAUGCAUGUAUGGCAGGGAAGUGCAACUUACAGUCACUAUUUUGUAUUUUUAAAAAUGUACACAUGCAAGGGAAAGAUUUAAAAAGAAAAUUUAUAGUUUUAGAGGAUGCUGAUCAUUUUAAAUGAUGAAUUUUCUAAAAAUUUACUUAAGAACUGUUAUAAAAGUACAUUAAUGUAAUUUGUUUUGUUAGCUGGUAAGUGGCACUUUUGAUGGGACAGUUAUUGUGUACAGCACUUACACUAAAUCGCACAAAAAUGAAAAAAAAAAAACCAUAAAUAUAUAUAUGUAUGUAUAUGAAUGCUAUUUUUAUUUCUUUUUGAAAAAAUAUGAUCUUUUCCGUUCCAGGCUGAGGUCAAAAGUCAUUUCUUUUUCUGUGAACCUAAGCUUUCUCUUCAGAGGGCGGGUUCAGAGAAACUGCCUCUUCUGUUUUCUUUUCAUUUGCAAAUCAGCAGAGGCUGAGUAAAAAUGUAUAUAUGUGCUUAUACAUAUUGCCUAGAUGUAGAAAAGUGGCUUUAUUUUAUUUUUUCAGCACAACGUUCUUUGGUGUAUUGAUCAGUUUAUACAACAGUGAUUUUAACAGUGGGAAGAAUAUAAAGAAGAACAGUAAAAUAUGCUACGUUGCAGAAGACACAAAGAUGAAUUGGACAUGAAUUGUAACACUGACAAACAGGCAGGUUUAACAUUUCACUUCACUAUGGCCUUUUUCUGGUUUACACAGGGAGUACUCCUACAUGUGAUAUGAUGUAAGCAGAACACAGACCUGUAGCGCAGGUAUGUUUUAGGGCACUGACUGUGUAACCACAGUAAGACUUUUAUGCCUUGGUUUUAAACUACCAGGUUAAAGCCUCAUUUAACUAUGCUCCUGUAGAUUCCUCAUGAUCCAGCAGGGGGUGCUCUACAGUAAAUGCACUAGUAGGCAAGCGUAACGUGAUUCCAAUGUCUCAUGAAACAGCAUUUCUGGGGCUCCGGUGUUGUUAAGAACCCCAAAAUACAGCUAGAGUUCUAGUUUUCUUGAACAUCAGCUAAUGCCUCUGUGCCUGUGCAACAGGAUCAUGCUGCUUACUAGAGAACACCUCACCACGGACUGUAUAGAACAUGUAAAGUCCAUAACAAGUCUGCUUUAGACACAGAAAUUUAGCUCUAGGCGCAGUACCACAGUUGACAGAUUUGCGCUGUAAAGCAUUCAAAGAAGACAUUUUUUGCAAGUGUGACAGUAGUGAUUGACACUUGAUACUAAUCUUAACGCAAUGAUGUGAAAAGGCUGGUGUGAAAUGUUGAUACUGCAGGUUUUUCAGAUGAUCCCAGAUUAAAAAGACAUCAUUUAUAAAUUCCGGUUUUCUGGAGGUUCACAGUUAGGCCUGUUUUAUAGCACUUAUUUACAUGUUAAUAUACCAAAGUCACCUUGAAAACAGUUAACAAUCCUGUAGACUAAUCAUUUCUUUUAUAUGUCUGACUAGUCAAAGUAAUAUAUUUUAAUUAAUAUAUUUUAAUAUAAAGGAGAUCUAUUUGCUAAUUGUUUUAGACAAAUCAACAGGGUAUUUACUAUAAUAAUAAUAUAUUGGCUGUCCAUUUAUUUCUCUUUGUAAUUUUGUUUAGACUGGACUGACCACAAGAUGGAGAAAAAAUGUAAUUCGUAUUUUCCAGGUAUCAAAAACACUGUAAAGACCAGGGUUUUGUGAUUCUUCCGUUCAUUUGAAUACGUUCCAGUCAAAUGUCUGUAUCAUGUGACACCGUUGUUCUUUAAUGAGUCGUUGAGGAAGUAUUUUGCUAAACUUAAAGGUAGAAAAUGCUGUAAACCUAGAGCAUGUGUUUUUCUCUUCCCUUCCUACAGGGGGCACAAAAAUGCAGUUUAAAAUUUUACUGUUGGUUUAACAAAAAGGUCAAAGUGCUAUUUCCCAAGCAUUUGACCUUAAGAACUUUGCCCAUUGAUCCAAAUUGGGGUCACGACCCACCCAUUGAUGAUGUAAAACUCUGUUCUUACUUUUUAGAAAAAAAAUUAUAUUUUUAAGCACAUAGACUGUGCUUAAAGUGCUUUUUCUAUGUCAGAUGACACAAAACCAAGUCAUAUUUUAAGUGUACAUGUUGAAAACGAAGGAUUUCUCUGUGUGUGUCUGUGUGAUUUUGUGUGUCUUGUUAAAGUUGUGAAACUCACAAAUGGUUCUCAGUAGGGGUGUCCUUUCACUUAAAUUGUCAUUGAUGUUGUGGACACUGCCGUGUACAUGUAUUUUCAGUGGGUAAUCGUCAUGGUGGAACGCUGUGUGCUGUCAGGUGCUUUUAAAGACCAGUCCACAGCAAGACGUUGCCAUAAAAACAUUUAAAUGAGACAAUGCAGCUGAAACUACUGUUGGAUGAAGACACCAACAAGAACCUGUCAACCGUCAACACUGUCACCUGUUGUGUGUGUGUGUGAGUGUGUGUGUACUUUUAGACCAACACCCUCAACUAGAAGUCUCUUCAUGGACAAUCAAUAACAAUUUUAAAUUGUGUCAUUUUUGUCUCACUCUGGGUGAAUGUAAUAUAGUAAUCAGCACCUGUAAACAAAGUGUAUUUUAUUAGAGACUAUUAUGAAUAAAUAAUAGAAAAAC